Ornithodoros turicata is the source of this 4096-nucleotide messenger RNA. It is a transcript of the gene Zasp52, whose product is annotated as PDZ and LIM domain protein Zasp-like. Gene Ontology annotation, molecular function: muscle alpha-actinin binding; actin binding. The record is from RefSeq and is a predicted model, not a curated record. Gene Ontology annotation, biological process: muscle structure development; heart development; actin cytoskeleton organization. NCBI's taxonomy places the organism in Eukaryota, Metazoa, Arthropoda, Arachnida, Ixodida, Argasidae. Gene Ontology annotation, cellular component: stress fiber; filamentous actin; adherens junction.
UCCUCGCACCCCCCAGCCCUCCUUGUUCACUCGACAGCCAGGCGAGCGAGUCGCCCGCCGCGCGCUUCGUCUCCCUGUUGUGUUGGACCUGGUGGUGUCUCAGCAAUAAGCACCGGGACAGCUAUGGCAGACAAGGUGAUCACCGUCAAGCUUCAAAGGGGUGAUGCCACCUCCUGGGGAUUUCGCCUGGCAGGUAAAGGAUUUGGAUACCCGCUCUCUCUGCAACGAGUGAAUCCUGGUAGCCUGGCAGAGAAGGCGGGACUGCAGACAGGAGACGCCCUCAUUCGCAUCCAGGGAAAGUCCACGGACGACCUCAGGCACAAGGAAGCCCAGGAUACCAUCGUCAGAGCCGGAAACUACCUCGAGCUCAGCGUGCAGAGAGGUGCUAGCAUGACAUGGAAGCCCCAGGUGACUCCCGUCGGUUCCUUGCCUAGGCCAGCUCCCCUGAGCAACGGCGAACCGGCUCCUGUGACUAAGACCUCACUCGCCGCCACCAAACAGCCAUACAAGCCAGUGGGAACCGGCCACAACACGGCAGCCAAGCCUUUCGGUGCCAAGGUCCCUGCCCUGGUGCACAACCCCUACAACUCUCCUGCACCCCUGUACUCCAUGAACAACAUCGCAAACGCAUUGGCUGCUCAAACGGAAGUUCUCACCACAGGAGCCGUCGGAAUCAACUUCAUGAAAGACGACAAGCCGCUGAACAAGGAUUCCGCCGUACUGCGCAUGGUCCAGGAACAAGACAAGCGCCCCCAAGAUCCCAGCAUGCAGUCGCCUGGAGUGCAGAACGUUCAUGCCCCGCUCACCGUGAACACGACGCCAGAGCCCACUAGAAUGGUCAACCUACGCCAUGUCGAAGCCCCCAAGACGUCCGAUGCUCCACCAAACACCUCAGUGGGAGCCCCCAACACAUGUGCUGAAUGUGGAAGGCUCAUCGUGGGUGUCUUCGUGCGCAUCAAGGACCGUCCUCUGCACGCCGAAUGCUUCCGUUGCGCCACGUGCGGCACAUCGCUAAAGAACGUUGGAUACUUCAACGUGAACGAGAAGCUGUAUUGUGACGUCCACGCCAAGGCAGCUGCUCGCGCUCAUCACCAAGAGGCUGUGCCUGUGGCCGUUUCACCAGGAAGCCAGGCGCCUCGACCAGCGCUGAAACCUUUCUCGAGCCAGACACCGCUCUCACAGCCAAGCGCGUACUCGCCGGUACCCAAGCCCUUGACGCCUCAGUUCUCUCCUGGACAGUACUCACCUGCACCACAGUACUCGCCUGCACCGCCCGCACCCCAAAUGGCAGCCAGUCUGUACGGGGCUGCACCACCCGCAUCGCAGCCGUCGGAUGCUGAUGAGUCUGGCGUUGUGACGGACUCUCUCGUUGCACUGGGUCCGACGACCAAGUACCCGCUGGGACCGACGACCGCUAAACCCGCUGCACCACAGAGUUCACCGUGGGCAAGAACACACCCCCAUACAGCCCCUCCGGCUGAUGUCCAUAGCCCAGCUCCAGGAAGUGCCAAGUUCACAUGGCCGCCGCCUCAGCCCGGAGGCCCUUCACCCACAACCGCGGGGGCGCCACCACCCUUCGAGUCCGCGUAUCGCCCACCGCCUCAGCAGGCACCACAGACCAAAACACCUUCUUGCGCUCCUUCUGCCUCUCCUUUCUUGCUUGGGGCGAGCCCCUCUUUUCGCCCUUUCGCUGCUCCUCAUAGCGAGCCCCCGCUUCAGCAGAAACCUGCCUCAAUGACUCCAAGUCACGGCGGCACGACUCCGAGUCACGGGGGCAUGACUCCGAGUCAUGGGGGCAUGACUCCGAGUCACGGGGGCAUGACUCCGAGUCACGGGGGCAUGACUCCGAGUCACGGGGGCAGGACUCCAAGUCACGGGGGCAUGACUCCAAGUCACGGGGGCAUGACUCCAAGUCACGGGGGCAUGACUCCAAGCUAUGGGGGCAUGACUCCAGUGGGAUCAUUGGGCGGACCUCCUCUGACCGGUGCUACUUCUGGUAUAACAGGCACCCGCCCUGCGCCUCGGAGGGGUCGAGGACAGCUGACGCAACCAGUUGGAACGGGCCUCAAGAUAGCAAUCUGCGCGAGCUGUGGAUCUCCUAUUAGAGGACCUUUCCUCCAAGCUCUGGGGAAAACAUGGUGCCCCGAACACUUCCUCUGCUCUAACCGCACGUGUCAACGUUCUCUACAAGAGAUUGGCUUUGUCGAGGAACACGGGAAGCUGUACUGUGAGACCUGCUACGAGAACUACCUCGCACCUAUCUGCAGGAAGUGCCAACACAGAAUCAAAGGUGACUGUUUGAAUGCGUUGGAGCAGACCUGGCACCCCGAGUGUUUCGUGUGUGCCUACUGCAAGACUCCUUUCGGCAACAGUUCCUUCUAUAUGGAGGAUGGGCAACCUUACUGCGAGAAAGACUGGAACGAAAUGUUCACGUCAAAGUGCGUUGGCUGUGGCUUCCCCAUUGAGGCUGGAGAUCGCUGGGUGGAAGCCCUUAGCAAUAACUACCACUCGAAGUGCUUCAAGUGCACGAUUUGUCACAACAACUUGGAAGGCAAGAGCUUCUAUGCCAAGGGAGGACAACCCAUUUGCAAGGCGCACGCGCGUUAAGCGUUAUAUUAUUUUAUUUUCGGAUCUAUGUUGAAGAGUUGUUUUUUUUUGUGCUAAUUUCCUAUAGCGAGAGAUAUCCCGGUGAAGUUAUUUAAUAACAUUUGCCCCUUGUGCCUUGUUCCGCUCGUGUUUUAGAACAAUACGAAAAAAGCAAUGCUAGACUGGUUACGUCAUGCUAUAUUAACAGACUUUGACGAUGGACACGUUCUGGUCAAGCUGUUCUGUCACAUGAUACCGUUAGUGUCACCUUAAACGCUUUUUCAUACUUUACAGUGUGCAUAUGUAUUGAUAUAUUGUGGACCCUGCGGUAACUGUGCCGGGUCAAACCAGUAAAACAACCUCAAUUGUAGCGCCACAAGAAACACAUCAACAACACGAAUGAUGUGGCGGCGGUGUCUUAAGGGAGGACAAUUCCAGUGCGGUCCUGUUGGAUCCCAGGCUUUUGCACUCCGAUUUUACAGAUUUCAAUGCGCUUUGUUUUAACUCACAUCCCAUUGCAUACGUAUGGAGAGGUUUUGAGAGUGUGCUGUUCAUUGAAUUGAUGCCCUUAUGAAUAAUCCUUUAUCCAUUGCAAAAAAUAGCUUCGCCUUUUAGGCUAUCGAACACCUUACAUCACAUCUUCCUUCUGCUUCUUGUUCAUUCUAUUGUUAGAAAUUCUCUCUAGUGUCAAUACCUAUAGGAUGAACGGGCUGUAAGAUGAUGCUACCUACUGCUUAAUACAGAAUAUAUAGGGAAGAAACCGGUCUUCGUUGUCGCGCGCAACCUUAGAGUAGGGCUCAUUUUUUCCCCUUUGGGGCGUCUUCUUUCGGCAAUUCUUGCGUCCCAAUUGUGACCCUAUUUGAGUCCCUAUUAGUAAUGCAGUUUCUGCGUCACAAAGACGUUUCUCGAGGAGGCCCUUCUCUUUGUUUUUAAUAACCCAAUCGCCUGUGCCACGCAAUACUAUUACACAAAUAGCACAACUGCUGACAUACCCAAGGAAAAUCAACAAAGGGCGUCUUUUCGUCUUGUGUUUCCGUGGGCAGCGCUGCUUCUAUGCAAUUUACCGUAGUGCACCAACGAGGCCCUUCUAGAGUACUGCUGUCUUCUGCCGGUCUUCGAAGGUUCCGCGUUAUUUAUGUUUCAUUUGAUGCAGGAAAGCUGGGUCUGUGGAGCAGUGGCGGAUUCAGAAGGGGUGGGGGAGUAUCAGGUUAAACUUUUGGUUCCCCUCCCCCGCUACGCACUUCGACAAAGAACCCCCCCCCCCCCCCAAGGCCCAACGGGGUGGUCUGGAUCCGUCCCUCCUGUGGAGGGCCCUAGCAGAUUUGAGUGUUUGGUCAGCAUGCCAUUAGUAAACUCUGCAUGAACGCUACCCCAGUAUUUGCUAGUCGGUAUUUUCCCACUGUCUCAUGUACUAUGUUGUUGUUGUUGUUGCUCUAAGAUAUGUGCCAUAUGAUGACUGCAGUCAGCGUCUUUAUGUAACAGAUUACGUAAAUAAAAAAGUUCAUCCGCG